Linum tenue is the source of this 5216-nucleotide messenger RNA. Lineage: Eukaryota; Viridiplantae; Streptophyta; Magnoliopsida; Malpighiales; Linaceae. The record is from the annotation of a GenBank genome assembly.
UGUUUGACCAUCGUACCCUCCGUGCCCCACCUCCCAUUAUUGAUAAUCACCAGUGGCAUUUUCGUCUUGAACGGGGGAAAAUUCAUAAACAAAAGGGAAAUUAAUUUCCCUCUCUGUCUCCUUUUUUUUUUUUUAUUGGUUUCUUCUGAGAAUUCAAAUUUCAGAUCGUUACAAACUGAGACGACGGGAGGGAAGAAAGAAACAGAAGAAGAGAGAAGGAAGGAAGGAAGGAAGGAAGGAAGGAAGGAGAAAGAAGACGAUCUAUCCAUUUUAAUGACGUUUUGGAAUGUAAUGAACCAAUAAAUGAAUUGAUCGAAUUCUUUUAUUUUUUGUAUGUGGACUAGGGAUUAUUAUUCAUUUAUUUGCUUGCCUGUUUUGGAUUCUGUUGUUACUGUGUAAGAGCGAGCGGGCACUGCUGCUGUCCCGCUGAGCCCGACUCUCCCUUUUUCUCAAUCGAAGCGAUUCAUUAGGGUUUUCAGCUCGCCGGAGAAGAGUAGAAAAGUGAUUUGGCGGCGUCUGAAUGGUGUGUGGCCGUUUGAGGGGUUUAGAGUGAAUACAGUGCAGUGAGUGAGUCGAGCGAUUUGAGGGGGAGAAUGGAAAGCGGAAUGGAGGAGGAAAUGGAGGUGGAGUUGUUUUACUACGAGGCUCGGGAAGUGGAUCCUGACUACGAGUUCGAUGCGCCGAUGUUCUUCGAUUUCAGCCGGGAGGAGACCUUCGCGGAGGCGCUGCUGGCCGAGCGGUGGUUCGGCGCGGCGUCUAGUUACCCUCCGUCUCCAUUUGUGGCAAAGUUGGUGCUGAGAGAGGAAAUCAUGUUGCAGAACAUUAAUACAUCUCCAAAACCUAAAGGUGCUGAAUAUAUGACCACCUCGCUCAAUGAUGAAGACGGUGGUGCUCUGGGCCCGGAAAGUGCAGCGGUGGGGGAUGACCAUAAAGAGACAUGGAAUAUGACUGGUGUUCCUUUGCCUGGAAAUACAGGGUGGGGAUCGAUAUGAACCAUUCUAGUUUGGUGCUCUAACAUGCCUAGAUAUGAGACCUGAGUUUUCUAGUUGAUACAGAAAUCAAGCUUCAGAUGUUUAUGUGCUUAAUCUGGGAUCUUGGCUUGAAUCAUUUGCUUAGUGUCAGUGUGAUCAAAUAUAAACUUCCAUUCCCAGCACUGAUCAUUUGAAAAAAUUCCCAAUCCAGGGCCAGAACUAGCAACAAUCAGUGUCCUAUCGUAACUGUGCAUUUAUGUUCGAUGCUUCAAAUGACCAUCACUUUUUCAUGGAUCCUGUGAUCAUAGUGUAUUGUUUUUGUUCCCCUUUUAGGAAGAACUCGGAAAGAUUGGUUAAUACUUCUGUGGCCUAUUCCGGCCCAACAGGAUUCAUAUUUUACAAUCAUAUAUUGAGUGAUAAAUUCAAAGCCAAGGAGAAUCCGUUGAAGCCUAAAUCUCGAGGUUGCUCAACUUUGAUGAGACCAACAGCCAGUCUAUUGGCUAAGCAAAUACGAGCACCACAUGUUGGCGGUUCAAGGUUUCAAAUGGCUCUAGAUCAGAAAGGAAAAAGCAUACCUAACUCUUCCAUGGUCGAAAAUCAGGCUGCCAAACGGCAGAAGUUAGAGGGAGGUCAUCUGCGUAAGGUUGGUGAUGCAAAUCCCCAGACUGAUUUCCUCCAUAAAGCACCUGCUAAGCUGAGGAUAACCAUUCCAAGAGAGCCGGACUUUGAGACAGCACAUAGAGCACACAGAACAAGGCCUAUGAUUACAUCAGAAUUUGAACAUACAACAGUUGCUGUUCGAAGAUUCAAAGCACGCCCGUUGAACCGCAAAAUUCUUGAGGCCCCGUCGUUACCUAUCCCAAAGAAAAGCACUCCAAGGUUGCCUGAGUUUCACGAAUUUCACUUGAAAACAUCAGAAAGGGCCAAGCAGCAUACUUCUGCAGUUUCAUCUUCCUCACUUCAGUGCUCCGGUUCUAAUCAGGGCAUGGACAAGCAGGCUACAUUCUCUGUUGCAGAAAUGGGAAGGAGAGAAUCCCGAAGACCCAGUACCCUCAAUGCUGCAAAGCAGGAUGGACAAACUGCAGCACACAUAUUCAAAGCUCGCCCACUCAAUAAAAAGAUUCUUUCAAGCAAAGGAGACAUAGGUGUUUUUCGAAACAGCAAGCGGCAAACCACAGUGCCCAUGGAGUUUAAUCUCCAUACAGACAAGAGGCCUCAUCAUAAUCCUCCGACAGACCUAUUUAGCAAGUUGGCUGGUUGGAAAUUGCAGCUGUCAUUAAAAUCUGAAACCCAGCCAUGGGUGGAACCUCCGUCCCAGUUUACUCGAUCAAACCCUUCAGCUCAAGAGGGCUCAAAAGAGAAUCAGUUGAAUCAUCAGUCAGACCACAAGAUGCAGCACGUACCGAAAGGAAGGCCAUCUGGUGGCUUUGGUGGAAAGCAGAUUCGCCCAGGAAGCAAUGGAUGCAACAGUGAUGUCGGGAACCAGUACGGCGUGAGGUAUGCAGCUGAGAAAAAGGAACUUGGGCAUCCGGUGAGAAGAGUAGCUGAGGCCUGACAAAAAGAAUCCCUUGGAAACAAAAACUGCACAACUGCCUUCGAGUCAGUUGAAGGAAUCGAUUUCUUCCAGAAGAAGAAAGCUGCUAUUCUCACACCAGCAAUGUACAUCUAACUUUACAACAGCGAUUAGGUCUUUCUCUCGACCCUACCCUUUUAGUGGAAAGAAGAAUCUCUAGUUAAAAGGCCGGUGUUGUACAGCCAUUAGAGGCCUUUCUUACCCUUUAGCAGUAUACCAUAUUUUGGCCGGUGUUGCAGCAACCCAGAAAACCUCCCCUCCUUUGUAGCUCUCUUUUCUAAAUGUAAUCAGUAAUAAGAUUAUUGAUAUUUUGUUUCCAAUGUAGCUUCACCAGCUUUAGUAAUAGAAAGGAAGGAUAUGUAUCAUUAUAUCUCCACUGCUUCUUACCACAAAAGGAACAAAAAAGUGUUACAAUUGCUAAUUUGCUAUGUGGUACUAUAUCUAUACUAUAGCUGCUGCUGAAGCCUUACAUUAUUUGUGAGUGGAUGAUUCCUUCUCAUCCCCAGAAUCCUUGUUGCCAGAGUUAUGCUUGUUCAACGCCUGUUUCGUCCACCUUCUGAAGCUGCUCUUCAGUGGCUUCUUGUCCCUCACGAGUCUCUUCUUCGUUAUGGCGAUGGCAAGAUCGUUCGGAAACAGAGUCCUCCACACAAAGCCAUGGAGCAAUGUGGAGACGAAAAGCAUCAGCACCAUCGUCGUUGACAUGAAGGACAAGAUCAACACGAGGACCUUGCUUGGGAUACAAGGUACGUGUUCUGCAUACUUAAUUGUCGCCACUGAUGCCGUUGUCAUCGGAAAUGUGUAAGACCACCACGCUACUGAGAACCUAAACCCGGUGAAGAACUUGACUCGAACGACAAGAGACACAUAGAGAAACAGAGCAAUGAAGUAGCAAGUCCUCGACAACCCAUCAAACUCCCCAUAUAUAGUCUCCCAAGCAAUGCUGGCUGCCGAUGGCGCCGCGAUGAACAUAGAGUAAACAGGAUGAAGCUCUUUAGGCAAUGCCUCACUCGUCGGCAGCCUCUGAUACAGAGUCACAAACACCACGAGGUAAUGCGCGAACCCUACCGCCCACAAGAACUUAGCGGCUUCCAGCCACCCCACUCUGGCCGCCAGAAUCGCCCCCACGAAGUUCCCCACCACUGACAGAUGAGAAGACGGGUUCGCCACCUUGCACAGCCGCCUCUUCCCGCCGGACAGCCACUGUCCGUAGAUCUUCAGCUCCAGGAAGAAGUAAGGCCCCAUGAAGACGCACCAUAUGGCCGGGUGGAGCUUCUCCGGCGAGAGCAUCGGUGGUGCUCCGAUGGCUAGGAACAUGCAGACGACCCAGGGUGCGAAGAAGAAGUUCACCCUGACCGGGUGGAAGUACUCACGACGAACGGCUUCGAAGUAGAAGAUGCAUUUGAGGAUGUAGGUGAUGGAGACAGAGAACAGGACUGCUAUGGCCAAGAGCCAGAGGAUGAGAUUGAUGAAUGGCGUGACAUGGAGGAAUUGGGUGGCAGGGGAAGUGGCUAGCGCUCGCCAGAGGACUGCUUGGCUGCUCAGGCCGAGACAGAUACCGAAGCAACCGAUUGGGAAGCGCAGGAGGAAUGGCCAUAGCUCGUCCUUUGGCAGCAGAAUGUCUUCAUAGUCCUUGACUUGGUCGAGCUCGGGUCCGGUAAGAGCAGCAAAGUACCUCCCAGCAGGAACACCAUUAUGAACAGAGUCGUGAUCACCACCGCCAUUAACAUGAUUCGAAUUCUGAUCAUUGUUAUUCCUCUGCCCCAACCAAUGCUCCAUCGGGUCCGACCGAUUGUCACCUUUCUUAAUCGGCAGCAACGAAUUCUGCUUGCUGAGGCUCGAUUUCGUCCUGAACAUGCUGAAGUCCCCUUUCUUUUCCCCUGCAUCAAUACCACCAACAUUGAGCCGUUUAGCCGAAUCGAACCCACCAAAGCUCCGCCCGCUCCUGGGUAGGACCUUAAUCCCUUCAUCUUUAUUGGCUUUCGACGAUGAAGCAGCUUCCUUGCCCAUGAGAGCUGAAAACCCCGUCUCCAAGGAAACCUGCCUGCUGAAGCUAACACCACUUCUUUGACCUCCAAACCCGCGGAUUCUGAAUUGCCUGACCGAUGGAGGCCGGUUUGGUUUUUGGUUGCGUUCCGUUGUUCUUCUUUCUUCUUCUCCACCUCCUUCUUCAUCUCCUUCGUGGAGUACUUCAUGGAUGUCCACGAAAUGGCUGUCCCCUGGCUUCGGAGAAGCUGGCUUCAUUGUUUGUUUUUUCUCCAUUGUUGUUUCCCAAAGGCAGAGACUUUAGGGGUGUGGGUUUAUAGACGCGUUUGAAAAGAGCAUGAUCACGAGCAGCUUUGUUUGGAGGGCAUUGGAAGCUGUGGUGUGUGUGAACCAGAGUUUGAGGCCCAAAUGGUGUUGUCAAAGCCAAAGUGUAAUGGCGAAAUGGAGGGAGGAGGGGUUCUUCUCGUGAUUCAGAAAUCGACCUUGUGGCUCUUCUUUUUUCUGCUACACGCAGGGGAGAGUUUUGGGUAGAUGGAGGAUUUCACGGGUUGAAGAGAGACAGCCAAAGGUUUUGUGAGUUGCUUUUUUCCCCUGCAAAGCUUUGGUUUCCGAUGGAAGAUUUUUGGCGAAGGAAUAGAUAGUUAGUUGGAUUGAUGUAUUCCUUCGCCAAUAGGAUUCAGAAAUUUUCG